Molecule: messenger RNA, 738 nt
Organism: Saccostrea echinata
Lineage: Eukaryota; Metazoa; Mollusca; Bivalvia; Ostreida; Ostreidae
Exons: 3
Coding region: 111-647 (178 amino acids)
Source: RefSeq, a predicted model, not a curated record
ACGUAACAAUACAAAUUUGGGUAUAAAAUGGAUCGAAUUAUGAAUGACACGGUACCAGACAAGCUCAGGAAACGGUCUAUUUAUACUUUUCUUAUAUUCAGAAGGUCAGAAUGAUCCGUUUCUGUGUAGCCACUCUCUUGGUUGCUUACGUCGCAGCCGGAAGUUACAAGCCUUACCAUCACGGCCCUGGUCACCACGGCCCAGUUCACCAUGGAUCAGUACACUACAAUCCCUUCGCUCGAAGACCCGGACUCCAUCAAAGUACAUUGUUCAACGCUUUGAAUAAUGGCAGAACCCGUCUUUCUGGAUCCGGUGGACACAUAACAAAAUCUCUCUCUCACCACGGUAAAUCAAUCCACGUGAAUGAUGGUCGCCACACGGCCACCGCCACUCACCACCACGACGGUACUGUUAGUGCCAAUGUUCUUCCCAACCACGUUUUGGGUCAAGGUGUUCACCCAUCAUCUGUUCGCACACUUGGACAAGUUGGUCCCGUGGGUUCAGUUGGAUCUUUAGGUCCAGUUGGUGCACUUGGACCUGUUGUCGGCGGACCCCUUGGACCUGCUGGUUCAUUGGUUCACGGAGCUGGACCAUACGGAGUUGGACCUAACCUUUCUGGAGGAAUAAAAAGAAAGGGUAGAUACUGAAUAAUGGCUGUUCCGUCGUUAGAAUUUGGGAGUGGAGUGAGAUAUAUGUCUGGUAUACAUGUGUAUGUCAAUAAAAAUUCAAAAAUAUUCA